Molecule: messenger RNA, 267 nt
Organism: Penicillium alfredii
Lineage: Eukaryota; Fungi; Ascomycota; Eurotiomycetes; Eurotiales; Aspergillaceae
Exons: 2
Coding region: 1-267 (88 amino acids)
Source: RefSeq, a predicted model, not a curated record
AUGAGGACUGAUUUAGGCAGGGUGUGUAUAUCUGAUCGCCAUGAGCUGCAAUGGGCGCGUGACCUUUUCUUCAGUGCCAGUAUCUUGGCUGGUGCAGUCAGCGGACCUCUUUCUACCCCAGCCCAUGAAGGGUUUUUGACACUCGAUGGGCCUUGGCUGCUGGCGUAUGCGCUGGGGGAAAUGGAUGGCAUCGCCGGCUAUGGCGGCAGGCGCUGGAUCUUUAUCAUCGAGGGACUGGUGACCGUUGUCGCGGCGAUUGUCGCCUAA